UUUUAUUGGUCGUUCGGAGUGCACAGGCGCUCCCCUGACUGGCCGGCGUUCUAUCUGUCUCCAUUCAAGGUCCACCUCCUGCCUCCCUCCGUUUUGGAUAGACCAUGGCCUUGAGAGCUUGUGGCUUGAUCAUCUUCCGAAGACGCCUUAUUCCCAAAGUGGAUAACAGUACAAUUGAAUUUCUACUGCUGCAGGCAUCAGAUGGCAUUCAUCACUGGACUCCUCCCAAAGGCCAUGUGGACCCGGGAGAGAAUGACUUGGAAACAGCCCUAAGGGAGACUCAAGAAGAAGCAGGUAUAGAAGCAGGCCAGCUGACCAUCAUUGAAGGGUUCAGAAGGGAACUCAAUUAUGUGGCUAGGGAGAAACCUAAAACAGUCAUUUACUGGCUGGCAGAAGUGAAAGACUACAACGUGGAGAUCCGCCUCUCCCAUGAGCACCAAGCCUACCGCUGGCUGGGGCUGGAUGAGGCCUGCCAGUUGGCUCAGUUCAAGGAGAUGAAGGCAGCACUCCAAGAAGGACACCAGUUUCUCUGCUCCACAGCAGCCUAAACUGACUGGAGCAGUCAUUUGCUUCCAUGGCGUCCUGCAAGGCCUGCUGAAGAGAACCCAUCCUCUAGCCUGAGGAAAGAUAUUCUGGUCUUGGGUUUAUUAUAUCCAAGAGCAGAUAGGUUAGUAAACUUGCUUCAAUACUCAGAUGAGAAGAAGCAAAAAGUUCAGCUGAGUGAAAAAGCAAAGGAGGAGUAAAAUGGAAAAAGGUACCCCCUCUGUACCUCUUUAUAAUAACAAUAAAAAUUAAAAUUAAAACAAUUUUUGAAAAAGGU
Molecule: messenger RNA, 820 nt
Organism: Perognathus longimembris pacificus (Pacific pocket mouse)
Lineage: Eukaryota; Metazoa; Chordata; Mammalia; Rodentia; Heteromyidae
Gene: Nudt2
Product: nudix hydrolase 2
Exons: 3
Coding region: 105-548 (147 amino acids)
Biological process (GO): ATP biosynthetic process; AMP biosynthetic process
Molecular function (GO): bis(5'-nucleosyl)-tetraphosphatase (asymmetrical) activity
Source: RefSeq, a predicted model, not a curated record